CUUCUCUUAAGAUAAGGUUUCGUUUUUCUAUAUAGGCUAACGAUGCGGUGCGCCGCGUGCCACUAGCACCCGCCCGCCGCCGCCACCACCAAGGCGUCGGACAAGGCCAAGGGCGCACGCAAGCUGCGCGGCGCCGACGUCGCCCUCAACCACCACCUCGUAUCCUGGCGCGGCGGCGGCGUCGCCGGGGACGGCUCGGCCGCCACGGGCGGGUACAACUACAGGGGCGCCUCCGCGUCCGCCGUGCUCGCCCACCUUGCCGACGGCAACAGCUGGCACGCCGAGGACGAGGAGGAGGACGAUGCCGAUCUCGAAGCCGCCGCCCCGAAACCAUUUCAGCACCACCUCAAAGGACGACGAAGCCUCCACCCUUGAGACCGUCGUGAAGUGCAAGGAAGUCGAAGCAAAACUGUUCCAGAAGCUGGCCGACGAUGCCCGGAAGGACGUGGAGAACUACCGGCAGAUGGUCCGCAACAGAAACCAGAGCCUGGAGGAAGAGUACGCGUCGAACGUGGCGAAGCUGUGCUUGCAAGAGGCGGACGAGAAGAGGAGGAAGAAGAUGGAGGAGCUCAAGACGCUCGAGAACUCGCACUACGACUACCACAAGAUGAAUGUGCGGAUGCAGACCGAGAUCCAGGGCCUGCUCGAGCGGAUGGAGGCCACAAAGAAGAUGUGGGUGUAGAGGAACCCCGGUAA
Hordeum vulgare subsp. vulgare (domesticated barley) is the source of this 696-nucleotide messenger RNA. Its product is annotated as protein TITANIA-like. Gene Ontology annotation, cellular component: nucleus. Lineage: Eukaryota; Viridiplantae; Streptophyta; Magnoliopsida; Poales; Poaceae. The coding region runs from base 302 to 682 and encodes 126 amino acids. The transcript has a single exon. The record is from RefSeq and is a predicted model, not a curated record.